This is a messenger RNA of Cokeromyces recurvatus, 712 nucleotides long. RefSeq lists its product as uncharacterized. The record is from RefSeq and is a predicted model, not a curated record. The coding region runs from base 62 to 361 and encodes 99 amino acids. The transcript is spliced from 2 exons. NCBI's taxonomy places the organism in Eukaryota, Fungi, Mucoromycota, Mucoromycetes, Mucorales, Mucoraceae.
AGCAGAUAAAUUACCAAAUAAAGAGAUCGAUCAUGUUGAUUUUGUUUUCAUACUUAUUGACAUGACACAACCUGCUAGUUUAGAUCUAUUAAAACAGAUCUUGGAAAAUAUUAAUAUAAGUUACUUGGCAAGUAAAACAGCUAUUGUAGUAACAAAAAUGGAUGUUCCAAGGCUAUGGCAGAUAGAAAUAGAGUCAAUACAAAAAAUGAUUGGUGCUAAUAUGGAUUUGCAUAUAUUUUACGCUAAUUUAAAUGUAACAAUUUUUUUUUCCCACUUCCCUCCCCCCCCCAUCUUAAAAAAAAUUAUUUUACUCCCCUCCCCCCAAAAAAAAAUUAUUGACUCUCUUUUUAUAAAAUCAUAGAAUCAUAUUGAAAAGUUGAGGGUUUGUAAUCAAUUAUCAAGACUAGUUCAAGCAAGUACUUUACAGUAUAAAAACUUAAAUUUAACUUUGUUGAAAGCAAUUCAAGUUUAUGAUAUCGAUUAUGAAGAAGAAGAAACAGAGGUGCCACCAGUUACGGUGGAAGACAUUUAAUAUAGUGUAAAUCGUCGAUCUAAUAAACUGAAUAAAAAAUCGAGCCAAUCAAAUCAAAUCAAAUAUUACAUAGUAAAGGUUCAUGUUAUAGAUGUAUUUUUUGUUUUGUUUUUUGUUUUGUUUUUUUUUCUUUAUGUUCUUAUAACAAAAAGGGACAUGCAAAAGUUUAACAGUUAUGAG